This is a messenger RNA of Eriocheir sinensis (Chinese mitten crab), 5083 nucleotides long. Its product is annotated as protein enabled homolog. The coding region runs from base 180 to 2003 and encodes 607 amino acids. NCBI's taxonomy places the organism in Eukaryota, Metazoa, Arthropoda, Malacostraca, Decapoda, Varunidae. The transcript has 8 exons. The record is from RefSeq and is a predicted model, not a curated record.
CCGGGGGUAAGGUUGGCGCUGCGCACUCUACUACACGCCAACUCUAUACCUUGAUGGCGGCAUUCUGCACCCAUCCCGCCGCCGCCCGCCGCCCGCCGCACCCAUCCCAGCACAACAACAUGGCGAGGCGGAGGUAGCCAGCCGUCAAGGGUAUUUUGGUCCCUCUCCUCGACGCCGCGAUGGACAAGGCGAGCAAGGCCAUCAGGAGGUCUGGCGUGAAGCUGCGCUCUCUGUCUAGUGGCCAUGGGGACCUUCAGAUGGUGAUAUCGCAGCUGGGGGAGGUGCGGGCCAGCUUCAAGGCCUUUGCACUAGCCCAGGCCACAGCGGCAGAUGACCUCCUGCGCUGGGCGGGUGGCGGCAGCAGUGGCGGAGGUGGUGGCGGGGGUGGCGGCCAGGAGAACAGAGCCAUUGAGGAGACCUUUGCACACCUGGCAGAGCUGUCCGUGCUGUGGUCAGAGGUGCAGAAGGACUUUGCAGACCAGCUCAAGGAGUACAGGACACAGUAUGAGCUGAUUCUUGAGGGAGAGAAGCACGUCACGGAUGCCAGGGAGGUGCUGAGCUUGAGGGAGCAACGCGAGGGGAAGCUGAGGAGGGAUCUGAAGAGAGCGAGUAAGAAGGCCCCGGUGGAUGAGGUUUGCAUGCUGAAGGAGAAGCUCGGACAGGCGGAACGAUCGAGGGACUUGGCGCACCUAGACGUGGUGGAGCGGACGGGUGAGAACGAGGCGGUCAAGAUGAUCCGCGUGAAGGAGGGGUUGCUCCGGCUCAGCGCGGCGUACUGUGACCUGGCCCACAAGUGUCUGGUCAUCUUCACCGCUCACAGGGACAUCGCCGCCCAGCUUCCCGACGUGCACGACCGGGACCUGCAGGGCAUCAAGUACACAGGCGCUGGGUCUGCCAUGCGGUGCGUCCAGGAUGCCAAGGAGCGGGUGCGAGCCAUCCCGUCGACCACUGACCCCACCACACCCUACAGCCCCCCCACUCACCCGCCCCCUCACCGCUACCCCCCGACGGCCCCCUCCCACCCUCACCCCCCCAUCACCCACAGCCCCUCACUGCCGGAGGAGCACGCCCCCCCCUCUCACCCACCCCAGGGCUCCCCACAUUCAAACAGCGCCCCCAAUCUGGUCGAGGAUGUCCCCCCUGCCACCCCCACCCCCCAUGCCCCACACACCCUGCCCCCCGUCACCCCGCUGAGUGCGAACGAGAGGUCAGGUUUCACGGACACGACCUUCCGACCUGACACCUCAGCCUCGUCCCCUGACCUAGCUUACCCCCCUCAACCCCUGCCUCCCCAUGAACCCCAGGCCCUCCCCAGCCCACCCUACAACCCCUGCUACGAGUGGCUGCCGGGGCGUGGCGCUACGGACGGCACGGACGGUAUAAAUGAAACGAACGCAUGGACAAACGACGACACCUCAAGUAUAAGCGCCGCGACCCACCCCCACCAGGCUAUAGACACACCGAGUGGCCCGCCAAUAGACCACGGCAUGAGGGGGUGGCCGGGGACAGGCGCCACGACUCCUGGUGUGUACCCAACGCUCAACGGACUCCACGACAACACUACCUCGCCAACCCCACCAACACAUCCCCUCCCAGCCUCUGUGCGGCCUAGGGUGGGCAGGAACCCCUUCUGGGACUCGGAAGAAGAGGAGGAGGAGAGGGAGGAGGCGGGAGGAGGAGGAGGAGGAGGAGUGGCUAGUCUGUCAGGAGCUCUUAAGAAAACAGCCAUCAGUUUGAAGCCAUGCUGGAGUGUUCCUGCCUCACCCUGCCCCGCCAUACCUUGCCUGGCCGACUGCUGGAGUGUCCCAAGACUGGCCAGCCACAGCCAGCCAGCCACGCCCACCGCCACACCACGAGUGUCUGUAGUGAAACCAAAUUGUCAAGUCCGUUUGGGCGUAGGCUCCCGCGGGUCCAUUCCUCCCCUCUGCUCUGCCACACAGUCCCAACACCUAUCUCUUCCUCUCAUAUGUAAAGUAAAGGUAACAUAUGAGAGGAAAAAAUAGGUGUUUGGACUGUGUGGCAGAGCAGAGGGGAGAAAUGGACCCGUGGGAGCCAACGCCCAAACGGACUCGACAAUUUGGUUGGACUGUAGUCUCUUAACAGUCUACCUAGAUCAUGCCAUGUUAUGGACGUGUCCUCACAGAAAUUGCACAAAGAAAAAUGACAGCAGCUUCAAAUGGAAGUAUCAGAAAAGGUUGUGGAUCAUCCAUGUGUGUAUGUGGCGGGAUUCUUUGAAAAAUAGAGGUGUGUAUAUAUUUCAAAUAUUUCCUUUACUGCCACUUCCUAUAUUUGGUGUUUUUGUUCCUUUUAACAGCUUCCCUUUAGUUCAUUUGAGUGUGUGGAGGGCCCAAGACUACCCAGAAAAGUGCUGUCCUCAUGACUGCCCAUCAACCCAGACUCCCUCCAGCCAAACUCUAAAGAGGACCAAGUGAAGCUCUGGCGGUGAGGCUUAGUCCAGCGAGAUGGCGCCACUAUAAGACAGUUGCCUGUGCCACUACUCGGCUGGGACCAACCAAAGGAGUAAAGGUGGGGGCACACGCUAUAGCAGCGCUUGGCCUCGGUGCUAAUCUCCGGGGCGCUGACCCUUGACCGUGUGGUGUGGGAACCCAUCACCCCGGGACAGGGUCAGCGUGACAUCCGUCAGUUUGCCUUCUCCAGGUGUCCCCGGGUACACAUUCACCCACCAGCUUGAGGGGGAGGAUUAACAGCUGGGUGAGCAGCACACUGACUGCCCGGGCCGGGAUCCAAAAACGGGCCAGCGAAUUCGUAGGUAGACACGCUGACCACUAGACCACGGAGGCGUAAAAACAAUGAUUCAAGGGGUGAGAAACUUGCCACGUGAGGACAGACUCAGGCACCUGAUGCAGCCAGUGUCAAGGUGGGACAACAAUUACAACAAGCAAAUGAACUGAACUUGCCAUCCCACGGCUGCACUGCACACACACUGAAUGCUUUGGCUCAUGAUCUGGAAACUGGUGACAUAAAAAACAUGUGGCUUACCUUGUGAAAUGCUUGAAACCAUCACCCUGCCUCGGCACGGUGCCGGCACAGGGCGGCCAGUGUCUUGUUCUGCCAUGUGUGGCUGACUGAACAUGUGUGUAAUAAAAUUUGUGAAGUUGAUAUCAGGGAGUGUUUAGUUUUCUGUUCUGUGUUGUUGCCCGGCACUGUGGUCAAGAUUUCAAUCAAACAACCCAGGUAAUAACAAUAAUAAUAAUAAUAAUAAUAAUAAUAAUAAUAAUAAUAAGCAGAAGAAAAAUGUAAAGAAAGUUAAAAUAAGACAAAAUAAGAAGAGAAUAAUAGAAAAUGAGAAGAAAAAUGAUAAAAAAUAGAGAAAAAUGGAAAAGUCUGGUGUGGGGAUGCUGGGUGAUCUGAGUGGACUGAGCCUGGUGUUUUCAGGCCCUUCAGCGCUCACACCAACCAUUUCCAAAGGCCUGGAAGUAGAUUCAUCGGGUUUUAAUGAGUUUUCUUAGGUUCAGGGCACAGGGGAAGGGUCACACUACCACCAGGCUCAUAAAACUACCCCUGGAAAUGUUUCACACAACUCCUACAAAAGCAUUGUUAAAUGUGUGCGCUUGGGCGCUGAACUGCUUUGGAAAGCAGUCAUGAGUGUCUUGGGAGUUGUAAUAUACAGUGUGAAGGGGGCUGGGGAAGUGUUGGGAAGAGGGGCUAUGGUGGGAAGUGGUCUAGUGUUGUGAGGGGGGACUAGACCAUAUUGUUAACCCUUUCGUUGCCAAAUUCUCACAGCGAGGACUAGUGUAACUUGCCGGUGGUGCUAAAUGCUCGCUGCGAGCUCCAGUCGCACUCAAAUUUCCCAUAUAUGAGAGUGUUCCAACACUAUUUCUCACCCCACAGCAUUGCCAAUUCAGUGGGUUUUCCACUAAUAGUGGAAAAUCAUAUCAGCCUAGCACGGAAAAGAGUGAAAAUCUACGGACGAGUAAUUGGUGGAUGUUGUUGUCCAAUAUAGUGGCAUUUUUGCAUAGCUUCACCUGACUGAUUUUUUUACCAAAUAACUGUAAAUUUUGCAGUUGGCAAUACUACCUUGCCAGCACCCCAUCAAGAGAUCUACUCAGUUGUUGCCUCAAUAUGGCUGACCGUUGUGCACUCACAAAUGUACGUCUUCACAGGCAACACCCCCGGAACAUGCCUGUACAUUUGCAGGAGAGCCUUCCAUAACCAAAUCGUAUAGAUCUUGGCCUCCUCUUUCCAAUGGUAUUUUUGUUUUUUAGCUGCGAUGAAUAGUUUUUGAGAUACAGCGGUUAAAAGAGACCCCUCCUGCUGGGCUGCCCGAGUGUGGCUGGGGGGAUAGUUUCGUUGCGGGUGAUUAGCAAUGAAAGGGUUAAACGUCUCGGAGUCUCAGUUCCCCCUGUUUGCAAGGCCUCUCUUGGUGAAAGCUGCCGGGGUUUUUGUGGACUGUUUGGUGAUGCUGGUGACAGUUUUACACGACCUUUGUAUCUUGAACGGGGAAACCACCCAUGAAAACCCAACUAAUUUCUAUGGCCUUGGGAAAUAGUCGUGGUGGUAGCGAGAGACAGAGCUAUAGAGGUACAGAGUGAUGCUGGUGAUAGCUUACAUGAGUUCUGCACCUUGAAAACCACCCACGAAAAUCCAGUUAGUCUUCUCAGUGGCCUUGGGAAAUGGUCACGAUGGGAGCCUGAUGAUACAUUUCAGAAUAUGGAGUGUGUCGUGUUAUGUGUGCGUGCGUGUGUGUGUGUGUGUGUGUGUGUGUGUGUGUGUGGUGAAGGGGUCCUGUGUGCCAGUGAAGAAGAGGAAGAAGAAGAGAAAGAAUAAAAACAGAAAAUGAAAAAGAGGAGGAGGAAAAGAAAGAAAAAGUAGAAGGAAAAGAAGGAAGAAAAAUGAAAAGGUCAGUGUUGUAUGACCAGGGUUAUUAUUAUUACUAUUAUUACUAUUAUUACUAUUACUACUGCUAUUACCAUGACAUUGCCUAUGCAUAUCACUAGCCUGGAGAGAGUGUGUGUGUGUGUGUGUGUGUGUGUGUGUAAAUCAGUAAGUUGGUUGUGCUUCACUUAUGGAUACAUGUGCCAUUUGCAAGACAUUAUUAUUAUUAUUAUCAUUAUCAUUGUUA